Messenger RNA from Episyrphus balteatus (marmalade hoverfly), 1892 nucleotides. RefSeq lists its product as uncharacterized. The transcript is spliced from 2 exons. The coding region runs from base 518 to 1729 and encodes 403 amino acids. NCBI's taxonomy places the organism in Eukaryota, Metazoa, Arthropoda, Insecta, Diptera, Syrphidae. The record is from RefSeq and is a predicted model, not a curated record.
UGACAUCAGUGUCUCAUUCUUGGUCUGACCGCCUUAGCAUGUGGUUCUUAUAGCAAGAGUGCUCAAAAAUCUUCGGAAAGACAAAAAGCUCUCAUAUUUAUCUACGUACAAUAGUCUUUAAAACAUCGUGAAGUGUUAAACAAAUAUAUACUAGAUAUAGUUCAUUUUUGUAUGUUUUCAAUCGGUCGGGUAUAAUUUGUGUAUUGUUUUCCACACUUUAUCGAUAAGAUAUAUUUUUAUUUAUUUCCUUAUCACAAAGUCUACCACCCUCAAUUCACCCCCACUACCACUCCCUGCCUUUGGGGGGUAAGAAAAGAUAAACAAAUCGAUUCGGUAAUUUUUUUUUUUCUUUUUUUUGGGAUUUUCGCAAUUUUAUAACAAGUCGAUAGUAGUCGGCGUGAACGUGCGUUCGCAGUAAUCACCAAGUCACCACGACGAACGAGGGUAGCGCGCAAUUCACAUUUUAUCCAGAACAACUCUUAACAAAAAAAUAAAACAAAACACUUAAAUAAACACAAUGUCUGACAUCAAGCCUAAAUUGUCACUACGUGCUGGUGUUAAUACUGCCGAGAAGUCACCAUCACCUUCAACAAAACUUAUGCUUAACCAUGGCAAGCCAAAUUUUACCAUUAAUCGGUUAAAGACAAAGACUGAUUCACAAUGCCCCUUCUCACCUUCUAAUCCAGAAGCAGCUUCGGUAGUUUUGAAGAGUACACCUAACAGCACAUCUAAUGGAUAUGUCAGGCCAACACUGAUGAAAAUCCCUCUUAGUGCUGAAAAUGAGGUUAGCAAAGUUGUUUUGAGGCGAACAAAACUGCCAGAAGAAAACGGCAAGCCCGUGCCACAAGAUGACGAACCGGAAUUCGUCAAAGCACAGCGAAAGAUUGCCGAACGAUUGGCUAAUCAGAAUAAUUUGGACUUUGAAAGUCGCAAGAGCGGUUACUUUACACAUGUCAUGAUAUCACCAACAUCACCCACAAAGCAAAUGGAACUUCCCGUAGUUGCCGAUCAUAAAACUGAAAAGGCUUCAGUUGUGGAAGUUGUUAGUAAAAGUGUUGCACCUGUAGAAGAGCCUAAGAAGCUUAUUGAAACACUUACCGAACCAAUUGAAGUCAAAGAGGAAGCUGAAGUGAAAACUGAAGAAGAUUUGAAACACAAUGAAACUGUUACAGAGAACGAAGCUGAUUACGAAAAACCAACUGAAAAUGACCAUGAAAAGGUUGAAGCUAGUCAAUUGAAUGGAUCAGCUGAAGAAGAAAAACCGACAGAAGUUGUUGAAGCUGCCAAAGCGAUGAUAGAAGAAUUGGUCCAAAAUGUUGCUAAGGAGGUUCCAGAAAGUGCAGUAGAAGUUUCAAAACCUGUUCAAAAUGGUGUAGAAAAUGGAGUUGAAAAUAACGCCGAAAAUGGCGUUCACAACGGAAAUGAAAAUGUUGUUACUAACGGUCACUCAAAUGGCGAUGUCAACGGUGAAUUCAACGGUGAAACUAACUCACAAGAAAAUAAUGCUGCUUCUCAAAGCGAUGUCAACUUUGAACCGAAACCAAUCACCUCAUUCGCCAAAGAGUUGUCAAGUGAACCCAAUAAAUAUCCAGAUACAGUCAAGGUCAUCAAAGAAGUUCAGCCAACAGAGCAGGAUGAGUUAUUGAAAGAUAUGUAUAAAAUGAAGUUUGACAUUCAUGCUGACAGUGAAGAUAUCAAAGUGAUACCAACGGUUAGAGCAACUGAAUAACGAGAAAAAGGCCAAUUAUUUAAUUUGCUAACAUACAUAAUUCCUAUUUUUAUUUUAAAUGUACUGUUAUUUGUAUUAUUGUUGAAAAUGUAUUUUUCAUUUGUUAUACAGUAUCAAGAGUUUUUGUUGUUGUUAUUGUAAAUAAAAAUGUUUUAUUUGCAUA